This is a messenger RNA of Triticum aestivum (bread wheat), 1712 nucleotides long. RefSeq names its product BTB/POZ and MATH domain-containing protein 2-like. Lineage: Eukaryota; Viridiplantae; Streptophyta; Magnoliopsida; Poales; Poaceae. The transcript is spliced from 2 exons. Gene Ontology annotation, biological process: protein ubiquitination. Gene Ontology annotation, molecular function: protein binding. Bases 15 to 1433 code for a protein of 472 amino acids. The record is from RefSeq and is a predicted model, not a curated record.
AUUAUAUUCCAUCUAUGUGUCCGUGCGUACGCGACGUGAACUCUGAACACUUUUGGCAUAAUAUAUACAUAAGCGACGCGGAUGUCACGAACCUGCAGCACCAGCCCGUCGCCCUUCGCCCUUCGCUCGAUCUCCUACCUAUUCCGAUGGGAAACACCAUCGGUUCUUCUUCUUCUCCGGUGAAGCAGGAUGUGCCCGAGACGUGGUCGACGAGUUUUACCGAGGGCGACACCGCGGCACACAAUUUCGAGGUCACGGGCUUCUCGCUGCUCGACGGCAUGGGCGCCGGGAACUUCAUCUCGUCGAGCACGUUCUGCGUUGGAGGCUGCGAGUGGGACAUCACGUUCUACCCCGACGGGUUGAAGGAGGACGGAGGCGCCCACGCCUCCGCUUAUCUGCGUCUAUGCAAUGGAGAACUAGGGUUGCAGACCAACUACACCCUGAGUUUAUUGGGCAAGGAUGGCCAAGUGCUUGUGCAUGGGAGCAUAGAACAUACCUUCCAGUCCGCAGGUAUUUUUUGGGGCUUCGAGCACUUUGUCCAGAAGUCCAAGCUGCGACGGCUGCUAUCCGACAACGAGGACUGUGUAACGAUCAGGUGUGUUUUGACUGUCAUGAGGAAGCAUGACACUUUGACCAUCCCGGCCCCGCCGUCGAAUCUGCAAGAGGAUUUUGCAAGGAUGUUGAAGGACGAGGAAGGCGUGGAUGUAACGUUCAUCGUGGGUGACAAAUCGUUCCGUGCUCAUAGACACGUGCUGGCGGCACGAUCACCGGCCUUCAGGGCAGAGCUUUUGGACCCGACGAAGGAGGACCCUACAAAACCCGUCAAGGUUGAUGACAUGGACCCCGUCAUCUUCGAGGCGCUUCUUUAUUUCAUGUACACGGAUACGCUCCCACAUGGUUGUGAUCUUGAGAAAAACGCAACGCUGCAACAUUUGUUCGUUGUCGGAGUUCGAUAUGGCCUGGACAGGCUAGCGACGAUGUGCGAAGGAAAACUAUGCCAAAACAUAAACGAGCAAACAGUGGCAACCACCUUAACUUUGGCAGAGUGGUAUGACCGCGCCCUUCUCAGAAAUGCUUGUAUCGCAUUUGUGUCGUCGCAGGAUGUGCUCGACGCCAUGAAGGAGACCAAUGGAUUCAAGCACCUCAUGACACGCUAUCCGGGGGUGAUGGUGGAUAUUUUGAAACAGAAUCUGCCGUCGUCAAUAGGGGUUCGCAAGCAGGUCGUACGGAUGCAGCGAGGCAGGACUCCUAUAUCACGCAACAUGAAGCGACGUGCCUCGCGAGUACGCCAUGCGGUUUUGCCCUCGGUUUGCGUCCUGGCGCUGGCCUGCGGUUUUGCCCUCGGAUUGCGUCCUGGCGCUGGCCUCGGUUGGCUUCUGUUUCCACAUCCACAGCGGCUCCUAACAAGCCAACCCAUGCUUGGCUUCUUGUAGUGGCAAAUAUCUAGGGUGAAAACGAAGGGUGGUCUGAAAGAACCAACGUACAACAAUGUCUCCAAGUAUUGGAGAGCUCACCAACGUUUUCAGAAGACAAAGUCCAGUUGCUCUGGUCAUCUGAUAUACGAGGCUUUGUAUCUAGUUUUACUACCAUAUACUCUUACAUAAAGGAAUGAAGGGAGUAAUGCUUUCUUCGUAUAAAGCUCACUAGAUUGGAAUUUUUGUUGAGCGUCAUAUUCUAGACCAAUUUCCAUUAUAUUUAACUUGUGCUAUCAA